Tuber melanosporum (Perigord truffle) is the source of this 914-nucleotide messenger RNA. RefSeq names its product 60S ribosomal protein L13. The transcript is spliced from 4 exons. Bases 79 to 723 code for a protein of 214 amino acids. Gene Ontology annotation, molecular function: RNA binding; structural constituent of ribosome. NCBI's taxonomy places the organism in Eukaryota, Fungi, Ascomycota, Pezizomycetes, Pezizales, Tuberaceae. The record is from RefSeq and is a predicted model, not a curated record. Gene Ontology annotation, cellular component: cytosolic large ribosomal subunit; ribosome. Gene Ontology annotation, biological process: translation.
GCCAGACAGUCCCACCCACACGACAUUCUUUUGACGACUGACGGGCGACGGGCAACAUACUAACCGACAGCAACCGCAAUGGCGAUCAAACACAACAAUCAAAUUCCCAACAACCAUUUCCGCAAGCAAUGGCAGACUCGCGUGCGGACUCAUUUUGACCAGCCUGGGCGCAAACAUCGUCGCCGUAAUGCUCGUUUGGCCAAGGUUGCUGCGGUAGCUCCUAGACCCAUCGACCUCCUUCGUCCCGUUGUUAGAUGCCCGACUAUCAGAUACAAUCGCCGUGUUCGUGCUGGUCGUGGAUUCACACUCGAGGAGCUUAAAGAGGCCAAGAUCCCCCGUAAAUUCGCCUUGAGCAUUGGAAUUCCCGUCGACCACCGCAGACAAAACACCUCGGUCGAGUCCCUCCAAGCCAACGUUGCCCGACUCAACGAGUACAGAUCCAAACUCAUCCUCUUCCCCCGCCGUGCUAAUAGGCCCAAGUCCGGUGAUGCCUCCAAGGAAGACGUUACAACUGCCACACAGACUCGUAAUGUCGCUGCUGUCUUCCCGAUUAACCCUAACCCUGGAAGGACUGAAUUCGCCGAACGCACUAUUACCGAUGCUGAGAGGGAGAGGAACGUGUUCAGGGAAUUGCGCGUUGCCCGAGCGGACGCUAGAAACGCUGGUGUUAGGGAAAAGAGACAGAAGGCCAAGGAAGAUGAGGCAGCAGCUAAGAAGAAAUAAAUAUUUUCUUCCUUUCUUGUUGGUAGCCGGGUGCCGAAAAUGGUUGUUUUGUCUUAUGUUUGGUUGGGAUUUUCUUGUUCUCUCGGGGUUUUUUCUUCCCUCUUUCUUUUGGCAGCCUGUUCUUCCCUGCUUCCAAAAUAAAAGGACUCCAUUGUUUCUCCAUGGGGAAUACAUUGGGAUUUAAAAAAUGA